GCCAUGCCCCAGUCUUGUUGGAUCUGUGGCCACUGGGUCUACUAUUGUUUGUAAUCUAUUGGUGAGGUUAGGUUACUGGCAAAAAACAUUUAGAAUAUUUUUACGUUAAAUUACAUCUGAAACAAUCUGACAUAAUAUAACAACAUUUAAUUAAUUUGGAAAACAGAAUGUUCUAAUAGGUUUUAAAAUUUCAGUAGCAAAAUCAAUAAUGUCUGAGCCUAUGGAUAGUUCUGAUUCUUCUGAAAAACCAAACAUUUCAUCAAAAAAUUGUACAACUGAUGCUACUACAAAAAAGAAACCAUCAUGCAUAAUUGUUCUUGGAAUGGCUGGUUCUGGAAAAACAACAUUUGUUCAAAGACUUGUUUCUGUAUUGUAUAACACAGGAAAGCCAUAUGUAAUAAAUUUGGAUCCUGCAUGCAAAGAGGUUCCUUAUCCUGCAAAUAUAGACAUUAGGGACACUGUCAAUUACAAAGAAGUGAUGAAACAAUACAGUUUAGGUCCAAAUGGUGGUAUUGUCACAGCCUUGAAUCUUUUUUCUACAAAAUUUGAUCAAGUUAUAGAUCUUAUUGACAAAGCAGGUAAAGAGCACGAAUAUGUAAUUUUGGACACACCUGGACAAAUUGAAGUAUUCACAUGGUCAGCAAGUGGAACAAUUAUAACCGAAGCUUUAGCAUCCGAGUUUCCAACGAUCGUGGUGUACGUGUUAGACACCGUGAGAAGCGUUAAUCCCGUCACGUUCAUGUCUAACAUGCUCUAUGCAUGUUCUAUACUCUACAAAACUAAACUACCGUUUAUCAUUGCCAUGAACAAGAUUGAUAUCGUUGAGCACAGUUACGCAGUAGAAUGGAUGCAUGAUUUCGAAGCGUUUCAAGAAGCAUUGGAUUCGGAGACGAGCUACAUCAGUAACUUAACGCGCAGUAUGGCACUGACGCUCGACGAAUUUUACAGUCAUUUACGUAGCUGUGGUGUUUCUGCCGCGACAGGAGCGGGUAUUACUAAGUUCUUUGAACUCGUCAAGGAUGCUGUGGAAGAGUACGAUAAGGAAUAUAAAAGAGAUUGGGAAAAGAUGAAGAUUAAACGGGAUGCUCAGAGACGAAAGACAGAAGCGGAGCAGCUUCAAAAGGCAACUGGACAAGCUGUAGGAGAAAGUGUACCAUUCGUAACAACGCUCAACAGCGGAAGAGAAAUUUCAGAUAUAUAUUUAAAACAUGCUGGUAACGAAUCGAGCGAGGACGAAGAAGGGACUGAAAAUCCCUAUAAAGAAGAAGAGGACGAGGAGGAAAAGAAGGAAGCAGAGUCGUUCAGAAACUUCUUAAACAGGCAUAAAAUGCAGCAAAGUAAACAGAUGGCUAAUCAGUCAGCUACCACUAGCGAUACGUAGUUUCUGUAGAAAUAAUUAUUUUUAUUUUUAUAAAUAAAUUUUCUAAACAAGCGAGUGAUGUAUUUUAUACUACGAGUACAGUGAAUUACUAUUUUAAAUAAUUCUUUCAAGGAUAGUCGAAUGCUAUAAUGAUAUUGAUAAUACAGAAAACUUAAAUCAAUUAGUAUUUUUUGAAAAAUCUGUCCAUUGUACAUAAACGCUCGGAGUGAAUCGCCUGCUGCUUGAAUGAUCAUUUUUCGAAGAAAUUGAUACCGGAUUUCUCGUAAUCCAAUUGGUGUUCUCUUCGUGGUCUUGAUUACUGUACAAGUCAAGACCGAAUACUGAAAUUUGUACAAUUAGUAUUAAUUUAAUCGUCUAGUUAUUUAAGUAUCCUCAUUAUAAUACCUUUCUCUUGGGGGUUUAAAGAGUUUAAGGAAUGUUUGUCUUUAGUCGAAUGGUUAUGCGCUUUUUGAUAUUCCAGCGCUAUCUGUUCUAGGGUUUUCGUUAAUGCCAACUGUGUAAAAGAGUGAAGAAUUUUAGAGGUCGGCGAUUGAAAUAAUUAAAUAAAUUAUCAAUUUCGA
This is a messenger RNA of Osmia lignaria (orchard mason bee), 1941 nucleotides long. Its product is annotated as GPN-loop GTPase 1. Gene Ontology annotation, molecular function: GTPase activity. The record is from RefSeq and is a predicted model, not a curated record. NCBI's taxonomy places the organism in Eukaryota, Metazoa, Arthropoda, Insecta, Hymenoptera, Megachilidae.